Molecule: messenger RNA, 6939 nt
Organism: Topomyia yanbarensis
Lineage: Eukaryota; Metazoa; Arthropoda; Insecta; Diptera; Culicidae
Exons: 9
Coding region: 755-5086 (1443 amino acids)
Biological process (GO): protein phosphorylation; cell surface receptor protein tyrosine kinase signaling pathway; cell differentiation
Cellular component (GO): extrinsic component of cytoplasmic side of plasma membrane
Molecular function (GO): signaling receptor binding; ATP binding; non-membrane spanning protein tyrosine kinase activity
Source: RefSeq, a predicted model, not a curated record
GUUGUCUUCGGUAUCGCGCUCAAAACAGACGUAAAAAGUUCCGUGCGGAACAUCGCGUGCGUGUAUUUUCCACUGAAUAUUUUCCUCGCUCUCUGCCGUGUGUGGCGUUGUCUUGGGGGCUACACAGCCCACAGGCUCUCUUUCCUGGAGCGUAGAAGCUUUCGAGGUGCUUUACGACGUGCUGAUUAAAGUUCUUUCCCCGAAAGUUUGCUGUGCGUGCACUACCAGAAGGCAGAACUUUGUGAGCUUGUAUAGUUGCUGAAUCACGCGAUCAUCGCUCAAGUGUCACUACAGAAAAGCGGAAAACGAACGAAAAAAAAGAAGAAGAACUCUAGUUAAUAUUACCACAGUACAACUGAAGUGAUUGACGCCUGAAACCUGGCCGAAAAGUACAAGCAAUGGAAAUGUUGUGAUUUUACCCUCUUGCCAUUAGUUGAAAAAGUUUGGUUCAACCGCGUCGUCGGAGGCGACCCACGGGAAUCGAAAGAAUCUGAAGAAGUGUGAAAAGAAGUAAUUUAUUUGCUAUUGAAAGCUGAUCGUUUUGUGUGAUAGUAAAUUAUUUAUUUAACUUAAACUAAGUGUGUUCGCGCGGUUGGCACCCCCAGAGAAGCGCGUUGUGCCCGAUGUGACUCUUCGCGUCAGUUUAUUUUUUUUUUCAUUCCCACCGGAUUCGCGGCGAACAAUAGAGACGCGCUGGUACGUGAUAGAAUCUAUUGGCUGAAAUACAGACGAAUCAAGGGGGGGAUCGUAAAGCAUGUCGUCGACGAUGCCCGUGGUUUGGUGUACCGAUCCGAACUCAUCGGAGAAGCGGCAAGCAUUUGCCCUACAGGGAAUCCAGCUCCAAGGCAACAUAACCGAGAAACAUGUGCUGGCGAUGAAAGAACUCAUCAGUGCUGCAUCCGAAGGUCGUUUACUGCUGCCCAGUGAUGGUGCCAUUGUCCUACUGGACUGUGGUCUCAGUAUCGGUUCUAUGGUGAUUGAGGGCAAGGCCGGCCGGGAGGUGGCCAAGGCAAGUAGUCAUAAAUCAUUCCUCCCGUCGGUACCCGAAGGAGCGUCUGCUGUCAGUAAUUGUACGGCAAAAUAUGCACGAGAGGAGGGAAGUACUAAUGGGGAAGGUGUCGAUAGAAAAAUUGAAUGCGCCGAUGAUGAUACGGAGGUGGUCGCGAACGGAGACGAGGAAGACAAUCUUGAGACUGAGGAUGUUUUUCUCGCCGAGCUGACCCUCGACGACAGUAAACCCCCGGAUUUAUAUGGCACCGGUGGGGGGACGGAGAGUGAAGAAGUGCUAUAUGAAUUUCUCUGCUGUGCCAAAUGUAUGAACGAUCCAUCGUCCAGUUGUUUGAAUCCACCCAGUCAUCGUAGUCGUAGUUUAAGUUCGCUUAAUAACAAAUCGCAGCUGUUGUCCCGGUUCCUUAAUGGACGAGCCAAAGCACGGCUGUACUGUGAUCCACUGUACAAUAUCUCCAACCGGUACUUUAAACGGUUGGUCAAUCAUAAAGGCUGCAAGUCUCGAUCCGAAUCCCGCCGAAAUAUCGUCCGUAAGAGUUCCAUCCGCAGCGAUCGAUCCGCUCGGGGAAAAGUUGUCAAGAAAAGCACCGAAAACAUUCCAAUCUACGCCACGGUUAAUAAGAAAAUGAAGUUAAAGUCGCGGCUAGAGGCACUGCGACGACAGAAUAUAGACGCGAACGCCUUAGCGCUACAAAUUGCACUCGAUGGGCAACAAUUGAUCAGGAGCAGAACUAAUCUAACCGUGACUGCUGCAGCAUCAUCGCCAAUUAUUAAUAAUUCAUCUUCAUCGUCACCCGCCGGGCCGUUGCAAUCCCUCGGAAAGCCAUACAAUAGUUCCAGCAGGAAAACUAGUUUCGACUCGACCUGCACCGUGAGUUCAAUGGAUUCGGGCUUCAUCGAUCAGCAGCAGCGGCAACAGUUGAAGCAACUCCAACAACAACAACAAUUACAACUCCAGCAACAACAACAGCAGCAGCAGAAAAAUAAAAAGAAUAAACCUAACCAUUCCCUAGGUGAGCCAAUAACUGUUAAAUCAAACCCUCAGUCAGACGGCCAGGAACGACCGCACAAAGCAGAAGUACUAUCGCCGGUUAACGAUGAUGGAAGCGCGUCCGACGGGGAUCGUUUGAAUGAACUGUCCAAACUACAGAUAAAGGAGUGCUUGGUGACGCAAUCGCGGAACCGUAGAAAAUCAUACGAAGAAUUCAAAUCGUUGUUCCGGCAGCAACAGCAACAGCAAACCGAGUGCCGUAGCCGCCUGUCCGUGGUAAAUGAGAAACUCGACAGCUCGACCGACACUAGCAUAAAAACGCGACGAAAAUCUUACGAAGAAUUCAAAUCUUUAGUCAAAAUUUGUGAUAGUAGCGUUAGUAACUUAAAACCUACAUCGGAAGAGGAGGAAACGACGAAGGAGGAUCUGCAGCUACAGCAACACCACCCGCACACGAUCCAUUCCGGCAUCAGCGGGCUGUUCAAAAUGAAGCGCAAAAACUCGCGACGUCUCAGUCUGAAGAAACCGAAAAUUAACGAUAAGUCUGACCAGCAGAAAAAGGCGGAAGCCCUUUCCGCCGCGACAGUGAUUAGCAAUAGCGUUAGUAAGAUUAACGAAGAGAAUAGUCACGUUAGGGGUAGCACGAUCUACGAUAUCCUACGGAGCAACAGGAGCAAACCGGAAACUGUUUCGCUCGGCAAAGAACUGUCCCCUUUCUUAAAGGACGAGAUCUAUAGGAAGAACUACAAAAUCUACGACAAAUUAAUCUCCUACGGUAGUAAAGCUUACAAGAAGUAUGACAAAUAUAUGACCUACGGAACGAUCUAUGAGAUACUGCACCGAAAAUCGGAUGCGGCGGAGGAUGUGUUCCUGCGCAAGCGUGCCUUGUCUGAGAAAUUUGCUAAGCGAAAAUUGAGCGUCAAUUCGCAGUAUAGCUCACUUAAAUUCGGAACCAUAUAUGAUAUAAUACAGGGCAAACAAACUAGUGCUCUAGAUACCGGAACAAUCACCGAGCGGACUCCGGUCGAUUCUCCCAAAGAGACCGAUCCGGUAAGCAACUCCAACUCUCUCUCCACAAUCUACGACAUCAUACAUAAAAAAACCGACUCUCCUAAACAGCCGACCAAGAACCGUUUUCUAGUGAAGAAAAUCACCGAGGAAGAACUUCACAAGGGCAACGAAAACAACCGUAACGAGCUGAAUACGGCUACCGAGGGCGGAAAGAUUCAGACUAGUCCACCUUCGCCGGAUUACAUGACACCGAAGGUGGUGGACGCGGCUAAGAAAACUACCCGUACCCGUCGUUUCUCCAAUAUUCUAUCUUACAGCCCUCGAAGCCCAACGGAACAGCCCGCCGCCGACUCAGGCAAACUGUCUGGCAACACGGUUCGCCUGAAGAAGGUUGCCGCCAGUGAUGAGGAUUUGUACAAACGUGCCACCUCCAAGCAACAUUCCCACCGGAACCAGAGCCAUAACUCGCAGGAACAUGACCUAAACAAACCACAAAGCCCGCACCGGCGGGUUGGGGACACCACCGACGAUUUGUACUCCCGCAUCGGGAAACUACGCAAAUCCGCCACCGUCUCCAGUGCUCUCUGUUCGAAAAUUGACGAAGGAUGUCCGCUGGAUAGUUUUAAAAUUUUCCCGGAAAUUCGACAAAAACCCAACAGCAACCGGCUAGAUCGGUUGCUGGUACCUCAGCCGGGAGCGAUCUUCAAGUCCAACUCGCUGGACAUGCUGGCUCCGUCCAAGUUCGCCAAGAAUCCUCGCUGGCACAAACAUACCAGCGGGGCAGGGGGACCAGUGCGAAAACUCUCCCCACUGGUAAUGCCCAGGAAAAGUACAGCCGUAGCGUCAUCCCCGCAGCAGAAGAAAAGUACCCGACGGAUGUCGGAGUUUACUCGAGGCGAGUUCCUGAAUGAGAAAUUAUGGUACUUCCGAAAGAUCAAGAGAAUAGAGGCGGAGAAGAAAUUGCUGCUGCCGGAAAACGAGCACGGCGCAUUCUUGAUCCGCGACUCCGAAAGCCGCCAUAAUGACUACUCGCUGUCGGUGCGCGAUGGCGAUACCGUCAAACAUUACAGAAUUCGACAGCUCGAUGAGGGUGGAUUCUUCAUCGCCAGGCGGACUACCUUCCGAACACUGCAGGAACUGGUCGAACACUACAGUAAAGACUCGGAUGGCCUGUGCGUGAAUCUCUGCAAACCGUGCGUUCAGAUCGAGAAACCAGUGACCGACGGGCUGUCACAUCGCACCAGAGAUCAGUGGGAGAUAGACCGAACGUCGCUGAAGUUUGUUCGCAAGCUCGGUUCCGGUCAGUUCGGGGACGUCUGGGAGGGACUGUGGAACAACACGACGCCGGUCGCCAUCAAAACGCUCAAAUCAGGCACCAUGGACCCGAAAGAUUUCCUCGCCGAAGCUCAGAUCAUGAAAAAACUCAAACACACCAAGUUGAUCCAGCUGUACGCCGUAUGCACCCUGGAGGAACCGAUCUACAUCAUCACCGAGCUGAUGAAGCAUGGCUCUUUGCUGGAGUUUUUACAAGGUAAAGGCAGAAAUCUAAAGCUUCAGCAGCUAAUCGAUAUGGCCGCCCAAAUCGCAGCCGGUAUGGCGUAUCUUGAGUCACAAAAUUACAUCCAUCGUGAUUUGGCCGCCCGAAACGUACUGGUGGGUGAUGGCAAUGUCGUUAAGAUUGCUGAUUUUGGACUGGCGAGAUUAAUCAAGGAGGAUGAGUACGAAGCUCGGGUAGGUGCACGAUUCCCGAUCAAGUGGACUGCGCCGGAGGCGGCUAAUUAUAGCAAAUUUUCAAUCAAAUCUGACGUGUGGAGUUUCGGUAUCCUGCUGACAGAGCUGGUCACCUACGGUAGAAUACCAUAUCCUGGUAUGACAAAUGCUGAAGUGUUGACACAAGUUGAGCACGGUUAUCGAAUGCCUCAGCCACCAAACUGCACCAGUACCCUGUACGAGAUCAUGCUUGAAUGCUGGAACAAAGAUCCGAUGCGGCGACCAACCUUCGAAACUCUCCAGUGGAAGCUGGAGGAUUUCUUCACCAUGGAUCCAAGUGAAUACAAAGAGGCGGCACCGUUCUGAUAAAUGGCAAAUCUAUGCGCACACAGUCCAGCUUCGAUCGCCGCUAAUACAGCUUCAAUUUCUGCUACUGCAAUUGUUACUACUGCUACUGCUGCUGCUGUUGCUACUACUACUACCGUUUCCAAAGCUGGCGGAAAAACUCGCCACAGACGACAACCAGAUAAACGCCAGGUACUGCUAUUUAUUUAAUUAUGCUGCUAUCGCUAUUGACUACAUAGAUCCGUUUAGCCGUUACGUACAAAAAGCAAAUGGGAUUACGCAAAAAGUGUAGAGAAACGAUUAAGUUACAUACAAAGCUUUUGUCUGUCAGAAAUAGAUAAUAAUAGAAAGCAGAUUAGAAAAUUGUUUAUUUUUUAUGAAAUCUAUGGACACUCUCAGUCACAAACAAUAAGUAUUUUAGCUCGCCCACCCCCACCCGCAAUCAGUUUUAACCCAAUCCAGACCGGGAGUCUGAUUUUGUAAAAAAAAUCAACUGUGCCACCCGCUGUUGUACCGACGAGUGGCCUAAUCGUGAAAGCAUCAAUUAUUCAUUCCUCUUGAAUAGAAACAGUUAAAAUACUAAAUCGAAUCGAAACAAUCAUAAGUUUAAGGUCACCACGGCUAACUACUAUUCAGAUGUUGCGUAUUUUUUUGUCGGGAGCAGCAAUAGUGAUGACUAGGUUCGGGAAAACGACAAUGUGUUCUUUUUUAUUGUUCGUAGUAGGCACCGCCGUAUUCGUGUUAGAUUCUAGUACUACUGUUUCCUGUUGCCCUCGGACUCGAUCUGUAUCGAACGAGUACAAUCUAACACACCCUAAGCGGUAUUACGGUAAUAUUAAGUAUUUUCUGUAGUUCGCAUGAUCUUCGAUGAAAAAUAAACAGACAUUAUCGACCAAUACAUUUUAGAGUAGCACAUACGCAAAAUACACGCAUAAACAGCAGUAGGGGACUUUGGAUAUACAUUUGCAGCAUGCGUAGACUAAUGUCGAUUUUAUUUGCGAACUCGAAACCAGGUUUAGAAAAGAAUAAACACUUUUGUUAUGGGGCUCACGUAAAACAUUAGUAAAGCGGGCGAAACUGAGAUAUGUUUUAUUGUUUGAACCUAAACAAUUAUGGCGGACCUGGUCGGUUCCUGCAAAAUUGACACAAAUAGAUCCUUUUUAUCUGCCUCGGAUAUGACUGAAACUACAUUGAAUAGGUAGAUGAUAAUUUGAAAAUGACUUCCAAAACUGUGCAUUUCAGCUUUUCUGACAUAUUUCCAUUUCUCGAUAGUUCUGCAAGGGCUGACCUAAAUAUUUCGUUUUCUGCCCUUAAAAUGUCUUGUGAAAUCAGUGGGGUGCCCAUAGAUCAAAUAUGAAAUUUCCACUACAUUGUGGUACCCUCUGAAUGUUUAGCUCUACUUACGAAGCUUUAUUUUUAUUUAAUGUUUAUGUUAUUAUUUAAUUCCCCUGCCUACGUGGGUAAUUGGGGCAUAAGAGCGAAACAAAGAAGAAAAUUGGGCGAGUCUCAGCAACUUCUCACAAAUUGUAAAUAAUAUUGAGCACUAAGCCAACAGAUGAUGAUACUUCAACAACGGUAUGACUUGUAAUCGUUAAGUAACAAAGACUCUCGUAAUAACAGUCACAUUUCAUGUAAACAAAAUGAAUACUGUGCUACCUAUAACGAGCAAAAUACUGAAAACUAAAUUAUUUUUUUGAAAAUCAAAUAAAACAACGGUUAGGAGAGAGUUUAUCGCCGGACAGUUUGUGUCUCGCUUAUUGCACAUUUAAAGCGCCUCAGUUCACGUUGUAGAUUUUAGGAGAAAAAAAACUACGAAUGAUUAGAGUAAUGGUUAAAUUAGCAAAACAGACUGAAUCAAAUUGUUUCAAAACAAA